Pristis pectinata (smalltooth sawfish) is the source of this 1026-nucleotide messenger RNA. RefSeq lists its product as uncharacterized. The transcript is spliced from 5 exons. Bases 1 to 1026 code for a protein of 341 amino acids. Gene Ontology annotation, biological process: response to bacterium. The record is from RefSeq and is a predicted model, not a curated record. NCBI's taxonomy places the organism in Eukaryota, Metazoa, Chordata, Chondrichthyes, Rhinopristiformes, Pristidae.
AUGGGGGCGGAAAUUGUUAACUAUCAAUGUUGCCUUGGAGCCGAGGGCACUCCCGAGCCCAGUGGCCAGACUGUCCACAAACAACACAAACUCCUCGCGGAUAUCCCCGUCCUCUACCUCGACCGCAUCCGCUGCCCCGACCCAGGUUGGUUGACGUGGAGUAACCGCGGUGCUGACACAAUUGUUGGCCCCCAGGACGUUUACACCCAGACUCCGUCGGCUCAGGUCCUUUCCGUUGGAAGUACCUUUAAGGUGCAUUGCCACACGGGCUGGUUAUCAAGUGGAAAGGUUUUCUGGUACAAAAGGCAGCACCGAGAGCAUUUGCAGUACCUUUUCUCUGUGAUGGAGUACACCCCUCCCGUCGGAAGAUUAUCGGGACAAGUUAACGGUGAAUUGACUAUUUAUUCCCUGAUUGUCAAUGAUGUCCAACGAAAUGAUUCGGGGUGGUAUUACUGUUCAGCCAAAGAAUUUAGCGGAUUGCCCUUCGUGUUCGGAAACGGCUCCAAACUGAUCAUUGCAGGGUCUCCGCACAUUCUUCUCUUAACUCCGGCGGCGGGUGAAAUCCGUGGGGUGAAAACGGUCCAGUUGAUGUGCUUGGCGCAAACCGCGGCCGCCGAUUCCCUGUCCAUACGUUGGGAGAUUUCGGGACGGGAUGUCGAGGGACGGGUGGAUUCCGGAACAAUCGACCGUGACGGGACGCGAAGUGUCAGGAGUCAGAUCGACGUCCCGGUGGAAACCUGGAGCAGCGGCGCCGUCUGCACUUGCGCGCUUCGAGUCAACGAUACCGAAACCAUCAGUGACAGCGUCUUCGCUGGAAGAGAUGAUUCGCCCCAACAGGUUUGCAUUUCCCUGCUUUAUUUGGUGUUUCCGGUGGUGAUUAUCCUUCCGGCGACCGUUAUGGUCGCUGUGAGAAGAAGAUUCAGGAACCGGCGAUCAGGUACCGAGUCAACUUAUGCUAGUCUGACAUUUAAUGUGGGCCCGACGGAGACACGGCAGUCGGAAGCAAGGAUUCCCGCGGUGCAGUAG